AUGUCAAAUAUGGAAUCAUCCCAUGUGAAUAAUGUGGAAUCACCACCAGAAUAUGUAUCUCAACCACCACCAAAAUAUGUACCUCGACAGUCAUCAUCGUCGUCAUCUUCAAUAUCAGAUCAGGAAUCAGAUAUUCACAAUCCACCACAAAGGGCCAGUGAAAAUCAAUUAUCGACUUGUUGUUCUGAUUGUUGGUGUAAUUGUUUUGAUAGUUGUUCUGGCACUAAUUGUACUGCUUCCGAUAAGAAUAUUUGUGGCAGUAUACUAGUUGUUUUGUGUUGUGGAAGCACAAUUGGGUAUGCCACUAAUGCUUGA
Candida albicans SC5314 is the source of this 315-nucleotide messenger RNA. RefSeq lists its product as uncharacterized. The transcript has a single exon. The record is from RefSeq and is a predicted model, not a curated record. Bases 1 to 315 code for a protein of 104 amino acids. Lineage: Eukaryota; Fungi; Ascomycota; Pichiomycetes; Serinales; Debaryomycetaceae.